CACUCGGCAGUAGGUAGACAUGUCUGGUCGCGGGAAGGGCGGCAAAGGCCUUGGCAAAGGCGGCGCCAAGCGCCACCGCAAGGUGCUGCGCGACAACAUCCAGGGCAUCACCAAGCCCGCCAUCCGCCGCCUGGCGCGCCGCGGCGGCGUCAAGCGCAUCUCGGGCCUCAUCUACGAGGAGACCCGCGGCGUGCUCAAGGUCUUCCUGGAGAACGUGAUCCGCGACGCCGUCACCUACACGGAGCACGCCAAGCGCAAGACGGUCACGGCCAUGGACGUGGUCUACGCGCUCAAGCGUCAGGGGAGAACGGCGCCGAACGUACUCAGCCUCUCCUUGUAACUGCUACAAGCAUCCCAAAUGGCUCGCACGAAGCAGACUGCCCGCAAGUCGACCGGCGGCAAGGCCCCGCGCAAGCAGCUGGCCACCAAGGCGGCCCGCAAGAGCGCGCCGGCCACGGGCGGCGUCAAGAAGCCGCACCGCUACCGGCCGGGCACGGUGGCGCUGCGCGAGAUCCGGCGCUACCAGAAGUCGACGGAGCUGCUGAUCCGCAAGCUGCCGUUCCAGCGGCUGGUGCGCGAGAUCGCGCAGGACUUCAAGACGGACCUGCGCUUCCAGAGCUCGGCCGUGAUGGCGCUGCAGGAGGCGUGCGAGGCCUACCUGGUGGGGCUCUUCGAGGACACCAACCUGUGCGCCAUCCACGCCAAGCGCGUCACCAUCAUGCCCAAGGACAUCCAGCUGGCGCGCCGCAUCCGGGGAGAGCGAGACAGCAAAUUGAAACACCAGGACUUGUGCUACAGAUCUUUCAUAGAAUUUGUGGGUGGCUCUGAAAAGAGCCUUUGGAGUGAAGAGUACUCAAGCACGCGUUUACUUGGAGCUGGUGUACUUGGUGACGGCCUUGGUGCCCUCGGACACGGCGUGCUUGGCCAGCUCGCCGGGCAGCAGCAGGCGCACGGCCGUCUGGAUCUCCCGGGACGUAAUGGUCGAGCGCUUGUUGUAGUGCGCCAGGCGCGACGCCUCGCCCGCGAUGCGCUCGAAGAUGUCGUUGACAAACGAGUUCAUGAUGCCCAUGGCCUUGGACGAGAUGCCCGUGUCCGGGUGCACCUGCUUGAGCACCUUGUACACGUAGACCGAGUGCAGGCUCCCGUCAGUAUGCUAGUAACCAAUCACAGGUCCUACUCAGUCACCAAACUACCAGGCGCGGAGUUUGAAAAUUCCAGCCAAUCAGGAAGAAGUCUCCUUUAUAAAUGGCGCGAGAAAAGCCGUUGGCCCAGUGGUUACUCUGACUUGUUAGUCAUGGCUCGCACGAAGCAGACAGCCCGCAAAUCAACCGGCGGCAAGGCCCCGCGCAAGCAGCUGGCCACCAAGGCGGCCCGCAAGAGCGCGCCGGCCACGGGCGGCGUCAAGAAGCCACACCGCUACCGGCCCGGCACGGUGGCGCUGCGCGAGAUCCGGCGCUACCAGAAGUCGACGGAGCUGCUGAUCCGCAAGCUGCCGUUCCAGCGGCUGGUGCGCGAGAUCGCGCAGGACUUCAAGACGGACCUGCGCUUCCAGAGCUCGGCCGUGAUGGCGCUGCAGGAGGCAUGCGAGGCCUACCUGGUGGGGCUCUUCGAGGACACCAACCUGUGCGCCAUCCACGCCAAGCGCGUCACCAUUAUGCCCAAGGACAUCCAGCUGGCGCGCCGCAUCCGCGGGGAGCGGGAUAUCAGUUUGAGGUCCGCUGAAUUGCUAUAUAAGCAGACUCAUGUUGGUCUUACUGGCAGUUUUCUUUUGUGCUUCUUAUUCUUAAGAAUGUCUGGUCGUGGCAAGGGAGGCAAAGGCCUUGGCAAAGGCGGCGCCAAGCGCCACCGCAAGGUGCUGCGCGACAACAUCCAGGGCAUCACCAAGCCCGCCAUCCGCCGCCUGGCGCGCCGCGGCGGCGUCAAGCGCAUCUCGGGCCUCAUCUACGAGGAGACUCGCGGCGUGCUCAAGGUCUUCCUGGAGAACGUCAUCCGCGACGCCGUCACCUACACGGAGCACGCCAAGCGCAAGACGGUCACGGCCAUGGACGUGGUCUACGCGCUCAAGCGCCAGGGCCGCACCCUCUAUGGCUUCGGCGGUUAAUGCAGUUAGAUUUAAUUUACUGCAGUAAACCAAAAGGCCCUUUUCAGGGCCCCCAA
Molecule: messenger RNA, 2157 nt
Organism: Ochotona princeps (American pika)
Lineage: Eukaryota; Metazoa; Chordata; Mammalia; Lagomorpha; Ochotonidae
Exons: 6
Cellular component (GO): nucleosome
Molecular function (GO): DNA binding; structural constituent of chromatin; protein heterodimerization activity
Source: RefSeq, a predicted model, not a curated record